AUGGUGGUGUCGCUAAAAUGUCGAACUGUCCCGGUGAACUUCGCAGUGAUGAAUGAGCCAUCGCCGUAUAAUAUGAUCUUAGGGCAGCCUACCCUGAAAGCACCCCGAGCUGUCUGCUCGACCCUGUACCUCAGCAUGAAAUUCUCCACAUCUGCGGGAGUAAUGGAAGUGGUAGGAGAUCCAGAGGUGGCUGGAGUCUGCUACAUCACCACUCUUAAGGGUAAGGAAAAAUUGGUAGCUCAAAUAGCCUACUUGGAACCUUGGGAGCCAGCAGAGAAGGAGAGACCGGAGACAGAUGAAAGGCUGCUUGAACUGCUGAUCAGCAAAGAACGACCAGAUCGCGUGGUUAAGACCGACUCAUGCCUAAGCGAACUGACCAGGAGGGCGCUAGAAUCCCUUAUGGCGGAAUAUGCAAAAAUCUUUGCCUGGAGUGCGGAAGACAUGCCCGGAAUUCCAUCUGAACUGGCCGUCCACAAGUUGCACGUGGACCCCAGCGUUCGGCCUGUGAAGCAGAAAAAGAGGAACUUUGCGCCUGAACGAAAUGAGGUCGUCAAUGUUGAGGUAGGCAAACUGUUGGAGACUAAGAUUGUAAAGAAGGUCUUCUAUUGGACCUGGCUAGCCAACCAUGUGCUGGUAAAAAAAGACGACAAGGCUUGGAAAAUGUGCGUGGAUUUCACCAAUUUGAACAAAGCUUACCAAGGAUUGCUACCCUCUUCCCCGAAUCAACCUACUUGUGGAUUCAACAAUGGGAUAUGA
Messenger RNA from Coffea eugenioides, 756 nucleotides. RefSeq lists its product as uncharacterized. NCBI's taxonomy places the organism in Eukaryota, Viridiplantae, Streptophyta, Magnoliopsida, Gentianales, Rubiaceae. The coding region runs from base 1 to 756 and encodes 251 amino acids. The record is from RefSeq and is a predicted model, not a curated record. The transcript has a single exon.